CUUCGCGUUAGCUCCCGCAGGGAACUCCUUUCCGCCGGCUUUCACUUUCCCUUCCGGGUCGGGCCAGGCCGGUGUUCCGGUCUUGCGCACUAGGCCCUGAGUGGGAGGCCCCGCCGUUGCCAUGGUAGUAGGCCCCCGGGAGGUCCAGGGCUUGGCGUCUUGGUCAGCUCCGUGUGCUGGUCCCUGGCUGAGUGGAACUGAGUGGAACCAGGCCAGCGGGACUACAGAAUGGGCUGAGGCGGCGGCGUCUGCCCGGACGAAGUCGACUGCGGGGCGGCGGGCGUGGCACUGGUCCGGGACCCUAAGACGUCUGGUUUGAGGAGCGGACAGGCCCGAGGUUUUCUCGGGUCCCGGGGCCUGAUCUGAUCUGCAGCCUUGAGGGAACCUCAUAUUUGACGUGGGCAUGACAGGACGUGUGGGGACCCCAGCCAUGCUGAAUAGGUGACAUGUCCUGAGGGAAUCAUAAAUCUUGGUGGGAAUGACCGAGACAGCAGGAAGCUCCCCGAGUUCUGAAGAAGCUGGGCCUGAAAAUGGAGAUGUAUGAAAGCCUUGGAAAAGUAGGAGAGGGAAGUUAUGGAACAGUCAUGAAGUGUAAACGUAAGGAUACUGGGCAGAUAGUGGCCAUUAAGAUAUUUUAUGAGAAACCAGAGAAAUCUGUCAACAAAAUUGCAACGAGAGAAAUAAAGUUUCUAAAGCAAUUUCGUCAUGAAAACCUGGUCAAUCUGAUUGAAGUUUUUAGACAGAAAAAGAAAAUUCAUUUGGUGUUUGAAUUUAUUGACCACACAGUGUUAGAUGAGCUACAACAUUAUUGUCAUGGACUAGAGAGCAGACGACUUAGAAAAUACCUCUUCCAGAUUCUUCGAGCAAUUGAUUAUCUUCACAAUAAUAAUAUCAUCCAUCGAGAUAUAAAACCUGAGAAUAUUUUAGUAUCUCAAUCAGGAGUUACUAAACUCUGCGAUUUUGGUUUUGCACGAACCCUAGCGGCUCCUGGAGACGUUUAUACAGACUAUGUGGCCACACGCUGGUACAGAGCUCCAGAAUUAGUGUUAAAAGAUACCUCUUAUGGAAAACCUGUGGAUAUUUGGGCUUUGGGUUGUAUGAUCAUUGAGAUGGCCACUGGAAAUCCCUAUCUUCCCAGCAGCUCUGAUUUGGAUUUGCUCCAUAAAAUUGUUUUAAAAGUAGGUAAUUUAACACCUCACUUGGAGAAUAUCUUUUCCAAGAGUCCUAUUUUUGCUGGAGUGGUCCUUCCUCAAGUUCAACACCCCAAAAAUGCAAGAAAAAAAUAUCCAAAGCUAAAUGGAUUGUUGGCAGAUGUAGUUCAUGCUUGUUUGCAAAUUGAUCCUGAUGAGAGGAUAUCAACUACUGAUCUUUUGCAUCAUGAGUAUUUUACCAGAGAUGGAUUUAUUGAAAAAUUCAUACCAGAACUGAGAGCUAAAGUGCUACAAGAAGCAAAAGUCAACUCAUUCAUAAAGCCAAAAGGAAGUUCUAAAGAAAAUGAACUUAUGAAAAAUGAAAGAAAAACAAUUUAUACCAGUACCCUGCUAAGUAGUUCAGUUUGGGGAAAGGAAGUGGAAAAAGAGAAAAAGCCCAAGGAGAUCAAAGUGAGAGUUAUUAAAGUUAAAGGAGGAAAAGGAGAUAUCUUAGAACCAAAAAAGACAGAGCAUGAAGGUGCACAUUGUCAACAGGAUACGGUUGAAAUUGCUCACACUAUGUCUCAAGAUGCAAAAAUCAGUGAUCCACUAAAUCCUCUCAAUCUCAGCACUAACUCUACGGGCAUGAAAGACGAUCCACAUGCUGGAGGUAGUAUGGUGAUGCCACCCAUCAAUCUAACCAGCAGUAAUUUGAUGGCUUCAAAUCCCAGUUCAAAUCCCUCCCACUCUCAUUCAAGGUUAAGUGAAAGAGCAAAAAAGAGGCGUACUUCUUCACAAUUUGUUGGACAAGUUAUGUCUAAUAGCAAGCAUGAGAAUACAGGUCCCUCUCAAAGCCAAAUGGAGAAGAGUGCAUUUAAUGAUCGAACAGGUCCAAGUGACCAAAUGGCAAAUGGAAACAAAAGGAAGCUGAAUUUUUCCAGAUUUGAAAGGAAAGAAUUCCAUUUUCCAGAAUUGCCUUUCAUAAUACAGUCAAAGGAGAUGAAAGGAAUGGAAGUUAAACAGAUAAAAGUUUUGAAGAAGGAAUCAAAGAAAAUUAAUUCAUCUAAAAUACCAACUUUACUUAAUGCAGAUCAAUAUCAAGAAAAAGAAGAGGAUGAAGAUGACCAUUGUAAGGCGAAGAAUUUGAAGAGGAGCAGAUUUUUGUCUGGUAGUGUCCUUUCUCUUAAAUCCUAAAAAUACAGCUUGGCAAGUCUUCUCUUUUAAUUUUAUAUACAAUAGAAAUGUAACAUGAGCUGCUAAGAGAGCAGUUUGUCUGCAUUAGCAUCAUGCAACUUUGUUGGCAAACUCUUCAGUUUUCUUUUUCUUCUAAGAAUUCUGUUGAUGUGUUGCUUUGAUUUGGAAUUAUAAAGUCAUCUCCUCUCUGCCUCCUUC
Molecule: messenger RNA, 2522 nt
Organism: Phacochoerus africanus (Common warthog)
Lineage: Eukaryota; Metazoa; Chordata; Mammalia; Artiodactyla; Suidae
Gene: CDKL3
Product: cyclin dependent kinase like 3
Exons: 13
Coding region: 531-2324 (597 amino acids)
Biological process (GO): protein phosphorylation; negative regulation of axon extension; dendrite extension
Cellular component (GO): nucleus
Molecular function (GO): ATP binding; cyclin-dependent protein serine/threonine kinase activity
Source: RefSeq, a predicted model, not a curated record